GGCGUGUCUCAGAGUGCCAUAGUGAACGCCUUGACUGCGGUUCUCAGCGUGACGGAGCUGAACUGCCUCAGACAGACCUAACGGUACCGGCUCGCUCUCUAACCGCUCUCCGCUCAGCCUCCUCCUCGUGCUUGUGUGUGUGUGUAUGCGGACUGGGGUCAUGGCUUCCCGCCCUCUGUGGACUGUGAGCCUGCUGCUGCUGCUGCUGGCGCUGCUGCUGCCGCUGCAAGUCCUCUCUCAGGAUCUCUUUGACCUGGCUGAUGCUCUGGACGACAGUAAACCAACGACUCCUGCACCACGUCCACCUGUACCAGCAGGAGGAGCAGAGCUUGAUUUCGAUGAUUUAUCUAAAGUCAGCGCCACCACCACCACCACCACCAAAGCCCCACCCAAGGUCACGCCUAAGAUCCCCACAGGUACCAAGGCCCCAGUCAAGCCCAAACCCAAACCAGCUGAUGGUGACUUUGACCUGGCCGAUGCUCUGGAUCCUAAGAAUGACAUUGGUGGCAAAGACAAGAACAAGGGUCAGGGAGGUACGUUCUCUGACAGUGACCUGAUGGAUGUCGGUAAAGACGACACCUACAAACCCGACAAAGGCAAAGGUGGAGCUGCAGGUGGAGGCAGUGACCACAUCGACCAGUAUGAUGACCCUAACAGUGAGACCACAGCAGAGGUGGGCACCAUUGCAGGGAUUGUCAGUGCGGUUGCCAUGGCGCUGGUGGGUGCCAUCAGCAGCUACAUCUCCUACCAGAAGAAGAAGCUGUGCUUCGGUCUGCAGCAGAGUCUGAACACUGACAUGGUGAAGGCUGAGAACCCUGAAGCUGUGGUGGCUACAGAACCACAAGUCCAACAGACUCUGCUGGAGCCGCCCAACGCUGAGCCCCCCACUGAGGAGAACGCUGUGUAACACACACACACAAACAUGUCCGACCCCCACCACACCCCCCUGCACACACACACACAGACAUACAUACACACACACACACACACACACACACACACACACACACACACACACACACACACACACACACACACACACACACACACACACGGCCAUGCUGCAGUCUAUUGUGUAGCAUGUCCUCAUUGAUCCUGUGGCUCUGUGCUGCAGGAGCUGGGAUUUGUAGUCCUUCUACACCGAAUGUGAACAUGAUUUUUUACUCUGCUGUGAACAGUGAACAGAACCUUUCUACAUGUGUGUGAUGGUAGUAAUUUAUUGUUUAGUCUCUAUUGGUUUACAGUGUGUGACACAGUCAGGUGACAACAACUGGAAACACAACAACCUGUUCAUGUUGUUAUGUGAUGGAGAAACAGUCUGUGGGUGUGUGUCACAGCUGCUCUGACUCACAGGGGUCACAGGGGGUCUCUGACAGGGAACUGGAUUAUGGUCCAGUUGGAGAGCAUUGUGGGAAAUUCUUAGCAAGUUCACCUCCUGCGAACCAGAGACGCUGCGACACACACACCUGCUAUUUCUAAUUGUUUUUCUUUUGUUCGAUGAAUGAAGGUUGUGACUCAUCAUCAGGAACGUGUCACUUCCUGUUGACACAGCUGAUUAUCUGUCAUCAAUAUCCCUUUAUUGAUCGUAUCUGAACUGGAUCAAUAUGGUACUCGGAGUCAGUCUCCAACAUUUAACAGUCGUCCCAGGUUUCUGUGCCAACACGUGUAGCAACUGAUAAAGAUAAUGUUGACACACAUUAUCACAGCAGCCUGUUAUUAUCACAUGUUAGACUAUGAGCCAGGCAUGUACUCAUAGAACUGAGGUUACAACACGUAACCACCAUACUAACACUUAUUCCUAUGACAUGUAAUAUUUAUUAGAUUAAUGUGUUAUCACUAUAAUGAUGAUGUUUGUUCAGUGGAUGAUGAUGAUGAUGAAGAGUCACUGAUGUUUGACCACCUGGUAGAUGUAGUGCUUCUUACUGGGCGUCACUAUUGGCUUUAUAUACUAUAUGUUCAUAGACCUGGAGUCACGCAGGUCACCACUGUGUACGUCAUGUGACUGUUACAUCAUCACGUCGUCUCUCCUCAUGAACAAAGUUGCCUUAUUCAGAUUCAGACUUUUGGCAGUUUAAGGCAUCUCAACGUUUGUGUCUGCAGCUUUUUAUACUGUAAAUAUCCUGAUGUUUUUUCAACUUGGCCUUUAAAAGGAAGAGGUGAUGAUCCGACAGCUUCUUUAUACACUACUGAAAAAGUUAAAGUUCAGAACACUAAAUACAAAGGUCAAAUACAGAAUCGCCACAUUUAAUGUAGCAUAAAAAUGAUGUUAGUUCAGUUAGCUCUGCUGUAGCUUUAGCUUAAACAUGCACAGUGUCUUUUCUCUCUGGUCGAUAGAACAGGGUCUUCCUCUGUUGCAGGAGAAGAACAGGAGGGAAGUUUGGUUGAAGAUACAGCUGCUGCAGACGAGCUGAUGAUUGUUUGUACUGUGUUUUAUUGUGUUAGCAUUGAGGUGCUUGUGUGUGCACAACCGAGCUCAUCUCCAUCCCAUGGUGGCCGUCAAAACAUGUGGAUGCUAACCAGUAGCGCAGCAGAUAACUGCAUAUUUCAGGGAGAUCUUUCAAAUGUGGAUACAAGUACUAAACUUGGCACAAAUCCUCAACACGUUGGCCACUCCAAAAUUCAAGAUGGCCACCAUUUCUGGCAAGGAAGUUCAUCCACUAUUUUCUCAUAUGAGUAAUCUAGGUAUCAAAUCGUACAUUUUAACAGUGUUGAAGUUGAAUUCAGUACACUGUAAAAAAUGAAAUGAAAGUAUAUUUCAGCAAAAAUAUUUUUCACAAAGAAAAAUUACUCGCAAAAAAGCUUGCUAACUAGCUUAGCACUAGCAAGUUAGCCUAGCGAGCUAAUGUAAAGACAAGUAAACAAGUACUGACUGUCGACUCUUACUGAACUUUUGGUUCUUCAUUCAUAACAAAUGGUUUGCAAGUACAUCGCGUAUUAUGCAGAAUUUUUUAGAAAAAACAGGAUUAAAAUUAAAACAAAAUCACUGAAAUCUGCCCCAUGGGUAUAAUUCUGUGGUAAUAUAUGUUUCCUAUGCCAGAAAUGGUGGUUAUCUUGAAAUUUUGAAAUUUCAAGUAGCUAAUGGGAUUUUUCAAAUGAAUUUCCCCACAGGGAGAAACAUACCAGUUUUGGUGUUUGUAGCACAUUUGAAGGAUUAUUGCAGUUAUGUGCUGCGCUACAGCGGCCGAGCAGGACAAUGUGAACAUUCAGGGCUUCGUUCAAACUUAAGGGGCCGAGGAUGAAAGCAUUGCAUGUUUUUACAUCAAGCCCAAAGACUCUGCUAAUUAUCAGGUGACCUAUAGAUGGCGAUAUUUUCCCCUGUAGUUGAAAGAGCUCCAGUGAUUUGUCUGCUGGUUGGUGGAGUGAUACAGUGAGCAGGAACCCACAGAAACACACUGAGGAACUUUAACCUGGUGACUCAUCAAUACCCAUCAAUAAAAUAUAUUGAUUUCAGUUUUUGAUCAGAAUCAGAAUGAUAAUAAUAGAUAAUAAUAUAUAAUAUUAAAGGUUUAUUACAUUUUUUUACAAUCACAUGACAAUCCUGGCACACAACAGUGGGAUAAUAACUGCCUCCUCUGUGAUGAUUUAUUAUAGAAAAUAUUUUGUAGAAAAAUGAAACAAUCCUGGUGAAGAUGAGUCUUCAGAUUCAUGUGUGUUACUGUGUCUCUAUCACAGUGCAGAGAUGCUGUGAUGAUCAGAUGAUCAGUCUGGAGGCCUGUGAUUGGCCACCGUGGGAUGAGAUGUAGAGGCGUGUAGAGGGUUGUGGACCAGGUCGUGGACCCUGGUGAAGCUGAUAUAAUUUACAGUAGAACCUGCUUUAGCAGUGUAGGUGACGUUAGCAGCUGUAGUUGUAGGAUGUUGAAUAGAAGCUGUGAUGGUUGUACAUAUUACUGUGUUUGUACUGUAGCAGUGUGUAUUAGACUAUACUCUUCAGUGUGUGCGUGCGUGUGUGUGUUUACACUCUUUGCCUGCUCUUUUUACACUUUGUACCCGACUAAACUUUUCCUAAUAACGUAGCUGAACUUUUUGUAUCUGCGACUUUGUUGUGCGCUUUUUCUUAGAGACUCCUGGAGUCCUGUGUGUUCCUCGACCAGAGGCUUUUAUUUUGGAGACCAGGGCUGAAUCACUCACUGUUUCCUUUAGAGAGGGGGGGUGUGAUGGAUCAGUUGGAGGUGGAGGAUUUUGGAAACCGGCUCCUGGUCUGAACGAGAAAUAGUUUUUCUACAUGAACCAUGUCAGAUACUGAGCGAGUUGUUGUUGUAUGCGUUGUACUGUAGACAGUGUUGUGUUGUGUUGGUGGCCUAUAAAGAGAGUGUGUUAUGUAAUACACCACAGCCUGGUCUCCUCCAUGUUGCCUUGCUAAAGCAGCUGCUUGUGCCCACAGUCCCUCUGUGCUCGAGUCCUUGAACACUGGAUCAGCUCAUCAACACUCUGAUCUCAGGCUGGUUGAACAAAGAUGGUUGUGUGUGUCACUUCCUGUUGUUGAGCAGGAAGAAUUCACUGUGACAAAACAGGAAAAACGAGCUUUAAUGAAGUAGAACUGUCACAACAAGAAGACAGUUUAUAAAGAGCAGAGCGGUGUUGCUCUUCAACGGAGCACUGAGCUGUGAUGGAGACUCACUGCAGAUAAACUCUGAUAAGAUUUUAUUUUUAUUGGUAUCAGCUUCAAUAACACAAAACAAGCCGUGGCUCUGCUGUCUAUAUGAGCUUUCAUGAGACUGCAGAGAUCAGAGACAGGAAACAAGGGAGAGAGAUACCACACAGGUCCUCAGCUGGACUCUUAACAGAACAGUUGGCAUCUUGACUCUGAAGCCAUGGAGGCUCCAAAGACUCUAAUGUAGACCACCUGAGAUCUCAGCAGACAGACCUCCUCAUUAAAAUCCACUGGUAAUAACUGGUUCCCCUGCAGUCUUUAAAUCCAGACCUGGUUUCCAUCUCCCUCUAACGCAGGUGGACAGUUUUCUUUAAACUCUCAGAAGUCCAGUUUGGCUCUAAAAUGAAUCUUUUAUCAACAGUAGACUAAAAAACCUUUUUGAGGGUCUGUGUGGUGGUUUCAUUUCCUCCUCAUGGACGUGGUGUAGAAGCCCGUUCAGCACCCAGACUUUAUUCGGGACUGUACGCAACUACAAAUGUGCCAAAUGUGCCAAAUGUUAAUGCUCAGAACACGUCUGUGUAGCAGAUACCCAGUGUAGUAUGUACAAGACCAGGUUUUUGGACUGUUUUUUUCGGGGGGGGGGGGGUUUGGAGAGCAACACACAAGCUCAGUACACCAGACAUACAGAUCUUUGUGCAGCCAGACCCUGAGAGAUCACUGCUGAAUCAUGAACCACUAUGUAGUCGCUCUGGUGGUCUCAGUUUUCUGUGGGGUACGUCUUUCUUAAAGUGGUUCAGACUUCGUGUUGUGUUCAGGGACUGUGAGCACCUAAUGAACUCACCUUGUCAUGGACACUCAGCACAGCUGUUAGUGAAGUGGCUCUUCUCUCUUUGCCUUACACCUGCACCGUCCCACGGGGACACGCUGCAGUAUUCAUCAAACACACCCCAGCUGUACCUGAGCACGAGCACCGCCCACGUCUCUCACCUCCCCUUGGGAGGGGGGGGUCACAGGUGUGGGUGCUGCUGAGAGCUAAACGUCACACAAAGCAAACACAACACAAACCUUCCUGUUUAGUGAAUGUAUGAAACACCUUCAUCUUCGUCUUCAUCAGCAGAAACAGACUCACCAAAGAUGAAGCUGAUUGAUUUGCCUUUUUGUGUCAGUUUGUAAAACGAGGACUGAACCUGAAUGUAACACAUGACCUCGCCUGAGGUCACCUGAGGUCACCUGAUAUCUCAUUAAUAACCUGUCAUAUCUGUUCACUCAGACACACAGUGACUCAGUUCUUAUUGGCUCUGUGGUGAUGAUGAUGCUGCUGUAACAUCUGGAACACCUGUAAUACUGUUUGCAGGUGGUUACUGGUCUGGUACUGGUCAAUGAUGAAGACCAGUACAGUCUCAAGACCACCAACCACCACACAGUGGCUCACUUUGACCCUGGUCCCUGUUGCAGUUUAAUCCAGCUGUGGUCUUGGUCCAGGGUUUGGGAGGUUGUGGACUCUGGUGGGGGGGUUCUCCUCGGGGGUCUGGGAGACAGGUGACAGGUGUGUGUGGUUCAGCAGCAGCAGGAGUCAGUGUACCUGGUCCAGGUAUCUGGAGGUGUUUUACAAAGCCUGUUUAAAAAAACUGGAGGUAGUCACGGCGAUAUAACCUGACCUGUUCGAUGGAGAAUCAGAGAGGGACCAAUCUGAUCAAUGUUAAAUAUUCAUAUUUGAUCAUUAAUAACUUGCUAAUUUAUUGUAUGAGAGAUAAAUAAAAACGCUGCCAGCACCUGAAACCAGCACACCACUUAUUGUUAACCAGAUAAACUGAUCCAGUUAAUUCUCAUCUCACUAACUGCACUUUCAGGUUUGUUUAAUCCUGGAUAUGAAGUUGUCUCUAAUAACUUAUUUUGAAGUAAAAAGUUGAAACCAGGAUCAGAUGUUAAAUUAUCAGCCGAUCAUUGAUCAUGGGAUCGGACUCCUGAUUGGCUGACAGUAGCGGUUCAUUCUUGCGACAACAACAGGUCCAGAUCAAGUUUAGUUCAAGUCAAGAUCAAGUCGGGUUUGAGGGACUGAUAAAUUCAGGCUUGUGUUAAAUCAACACCAAUCAACUCAAGCUAACAGGAUCCUGGACUAGACUUAAUCUGGACUAGGACCAGGUUUUGCCCUUAAGGGCCUGUGUCCUGAACUGAUGAUAAACCCAGAUUAUUAUGUAGAACAUCUGCUCAAUGUAGAUCACUACAAUUCACAUGACCCUGCUGCCACUCGGACUGUCCUCUCACUUUAGUGCCCCCCCCCCCCAAUCUUUGUGAGGCUUCCUGUCUCGUACAACACAUACACACAGCACUCUGCUCUCAUACAUACACACACUCUAGAUGCAUGCUUUUCUCCACACACUGACAGAUGUUGACACUGUCUCUCUGUCAGCUGGACAGUCUUCAUAGCUUGAAGUGUAAUAGUAAGCUCUGCUUUCUCUCUUUAUCCCACUAUGAUAACCCUGCUGAUGUGUUACAGGUUUGUGUUCGUGAUAUGAAACCAAUAAAGAAACUUUGAAAAGACAA
Molecule: messenger RNA, 7135 nt
Organism: Seriola aureovittata
Lineage: Eukaryota; Metazoa; Chordata; Actinopteri; Carangiformes; Carangidae
Gene: cd99l2
Product: CD99 molecule-like 2
Exons: 10
Coding region: 146-907 (253 amino acids)
Source: RefSeq, a predicted model, not a curated record